Messenger RNA from Brassica oleracea var. oleracea, 768 nucleotides. RefSeq names its product protein translation factor SUI1 homolog 2-like. The transcript has 5 exons. Gene Ontology annotation, molecular function: RNA binding; translation initiation factor activity. NCBI's taxonomy places the organism in Eukaryota, Viridiplantae, Streptophyta, Magnoliopsida, Brassicales, Brassicaceae. Gene Ontology annotation, biological process: translational initiation. The record is from RefSeq and is a predicted model, not a curated record. Bases 188 to 535 code for a protein of 115 amino acids.
GAUUUUGUAGCUCUUCCUCUCGUGUCUGUUGUCCUCUUCCCCUCGCCCAGACCAGACAUAAGCUACCUUUUAUCCGAAUACUGGGUUUUCAUUUCUCGUCAUUCCAAAAUCAUCGAAACCCUAAUAAAUCUACAUCAGGCUUCAGCGUCCUUUGUCGAGUUUGCUCCCUUGUUUCAGAUAAAGGUUCAUGUCAGAUCUUGAAGUUCAAGUCCCCACUGCCUUUGAUCCGUUUGCUGAUGCAAAUGCUGAGGACGCUGGAGCUGGAGCUGGAACAAAGGAAUACGUGCACAUACGUGUUCAGCAGCGUAAUGGUAGAAAAAGCCUGACCACUGUCCAGGGCCUUAAGAAAGAGUACAGCUAUACCAAGAUCCUCAAAGACCUCAAGAAAGAGUUUUGCUGCAAUGGCACCGUUGUCCAGGACUCUGAGCUAGGACAGGUUAUUCAGCUUCAAGGGGAUCAGAGGAAGAACGUCUCCACCUUCCUUGUUCAGGCUGGGCUUGUGAAGAAGGAUAACAUUAAGAUCCAUGGUUUUUGAGCAAAUUCUAGAUACUUGUUCUUCAUCUUUACACAACAUCUUCAGUUUGCAGCAUCAAUCAGCCAGUACUAUUAACUAUCACGUAUGUAUUAAUUAUUAAUGUUCUUAUAUAUAUUCUGUUUUUGAAAAAAAAAAAUCAGUGGUUUGCUUAUGAGUGUAUUGAACAAAUGUAUCAACUUUUCAUUUGCGUUUGUAGUGUGAGAUCAUCAAUAAAACUUGCUCCUAUUUGUGAA